Messenger RNA from Myxocyprinus asiaticus (Chinese sucker), 907 nucleotides. Its product is annotated as dual specificity protein phosphatase 23-like. Gene Ontology annotation, biological process: cilium assembly; protein dephosphorylation. The transcript is spliced from 3 exons. Bases 291 to 749 code for a protein of 152 amino acids. Lineage: Eukaryota; Metazoa; Chordata; Actinopteri; Cypriniformes; Catostomidae. Gene Ontology annotation, molecular function: protein tyrosine/serine/threonine phosphatase activity. The record is from RefSeq and is a predicted model, not a curated record.
GUAAUAACACCGUCUUUAGUUCAGAAAGGCGUAUUUAAAUCGGACAUUUUAUUUUCACACAUAGCCAACAGAUAUACAAAAUUAUAUAGAUCAAAUGCACAUGUAUUUAGAUGAAGAAAGUGUUUGGGAAGGGAAUAGUAAUUCCGCUGCAAACAUUCAGUGUUUAUGAGACCACGCCGAGUAAACACUGAACAAGAUAAAUAUCUGCAAUCAAAACCAUUGAUUAAUCUACCACAGACCCUUCUUUAUGAUCAGCCAAGGUUUUUGUUACAGAGAAGUGAUUGAAACCCAUGGCAUCAGCUCAACCUCCAAACUUUUCCUGGGUGGAUCCUGGUAAGGUGGCAGGGCUGGCAAUGCCCAGAAUGACCGCCCACUAUCAGUACCUGCUUAACAAUGGCAUUAAGCAUCUGGUGACCUUGAGUGAGCGCAAACCUCCUUACCAUGAUACCUGUCCAGACUUGACCCUUCACCAUAUCAGGAUACAUGACUUCUGCGCUCCAACAUUUGAUCAGAUCAAGCGGUUCUUGUCUGUAGUGGAGGAGGCCAAUGCAAGAGGAGAGGGUGUUGCGGUGCACUGUAUGCAUGGGUUUGGAAGGACAGGAACGAUGCUCGCCUGCUACCUGGUGAAAAGCCGGAAAAUCAGUGGAAUUGACGCCAUUAAUGAGAUCAGAAGCAUUAGGCGAGGGUCCAUUGAAACCAGAGAGCAGGAACAAAUUGUGGUGCAGUUUUAUCAACAAAACAAGGUUUAAAAUAAGAACAUUAUUUUUACGAUGUAUAGUGAAUUAUAAAGCAAUGAAUAAUAACUUGUUUCUAAUUUAUGUAUUUAUUUUCAAAGAUCCCAUGACUUUGUGCACUUUGUACAUGCCUUACAGGUUGCUGUUACCUAAAUAAAAGUUAAAAAAAAGUA